AUGGGGUGGUACACGUCGCUCAUCGUGCUCAUCGUCGCCGUCGCCGCGGCGGCCGUUCUCACUCCCGACGCCAUGCUACCCUAUGGUCGUGCCAGCCCCACGGGUGCUCCCUUUCUCUCGCCCACAGCGGGGGCAGCGCUGCGGUUUGUGCACGUGCUGUGCUGCUCCAUAGCGCUGGGGGCGUCUGUGUGGGUCACCUUCUUUGCUGGCGUCAUCAUGUUCCGCCACCUCCCCCGCCACACCUUCGGCAGCAUUCAGGGUCGUCUCUUCCCGGCCUACUUCCGCCUCGUGGUUCUCUGCUCCGCCCUCUCCGCCCUCGCUCUCAAGCUCACACUCAACCCUACCGCUGCUGCUGAAGCUGGUGCUUCCGGGGCAGGGGGCUUGCAGCAGGUGCAGCUGCUGUUGCUGCUAGCUGCCCUUGGGGCUGCGCUGCUGAAUCUGCUGUUGUUCGAGCCCAUCACCACCAAGAUCAUGCGGGAGAGGCACCGCAUAGAGAAGGAGGCGGGCAUCGGGGACGAGGUGGGGCUGUCGCGCAACAGGGAGGUCGCACGGACCAAUAAGGAGCUGGCAGCUGUCAACCGCCGAUUCGGCAUGUGGCACGGCAUGUCCUCGCUCUCCAAUCUCGUUGCGCUCUGCUCUCUGGAGGACAGCGACAACAAGGUUGACUGCAUUCGCCGAUCGUUACAUGCGCUGUUCGUUCAGGCCCUUCGCGAACAGAUUCCCGUCGCAGCACAGUACGAGGAGGGGGAGCCGUGCGGGGUGUGCGGGCACCGAUUGAUCCCCGCGGACGAGCGCAGCAGCGCCGCCGCGGCGCAGGCGCACAGCGCGUUCUCGUCGGAGAUUAUUCCGGGGUUCCUGUUCUGCGGGAGCUACGACAACGCGUCGCGAUCGGAGCUGCUUAAGGCGCAAGGGAUCACUCGGAUCCUAAACACGGUUCCCACGUGUCAGAACCUCUAUAAGAACUCCUUCGUUUAUCACACAGUGCAAGACAGCAAGGUCAUUCCCUUUGAGGAAUGCAACCAAUUUAUUGAGCAAUGCGAGAGGGAGCAGGCGAAGGUGCUGGUACACUGCAUGUCGGGCCAAAGCAGGUCGCCAGCAGUGGUGGUGGGGUACUUGAUGCGCGCCAAGGGGGUCAAACUGGCGGAGGCAGUCGCAUGGGUGACGGAGAGACGACCGUCAGUCAACAUACAGCCGGCCAUGCUGAGCCAGCUGCAGGCCUUUGAAGCCCGCCUUUUUGGAGGCGACGCUGCUCUCAAUUCCUCCGACCAGCACCAGCAGCACCAGCAACAGCAGCAGCAGCAACAGCAGCAGCAGCAACAGCAGCAGCAGCAACAGCAGCAGCAGCAACAGCAGCAGCAGGAGCAGCAGAUUCCGCAACCAGGGGCACCCCCCAUGGCUGAAGUCAAGAUCACCUCGCAAGCACCUCGAAAAUUCUUCUUCGCCCUCUCCCUUCGUCGGCCUCUCGCCAUUACCGUUCUUCUCGCCGUUCUUCUUCACGCAACGGCCACGGCUGUGCCCAAAGUUGUCGCCACUACGGAAUCUGCUCUUUCGGAGAACCUUCCAGCCGACACGGUCGCGCGGGUUGCGUCCAACAGGCGGCUCCUCUCGGACGCGGCGAAGCUCGACUCGCCCCAGCCAGGCUCCGUUACAGUCACAUCGUCCGUCGGAUCUUCGUCGCCGCAUGCGACAGCUCGCAUUCUCUAUGCGAGGUUUCCCGAAAUCCGGAACGACGAUCGCGACCACGCGCAUUACCUCGAUCCGCAGAACCGCGCGCGCGCGGAAGUGGGCUCUCCCGCGCUCGUGUGGGACGCGGAUCUCCAGGCGCAGGCGGAGCGACUGGCGGAGUAUCUUGCGCAAAAGGAGGGAUGCGCGGUGCGGCGGAUGAAGGAAGUCAGCGGCGGGAUCAAUCUGCGCUGGGCGGCGGAAAGCUGGGGGGUUCCCGCGGAGGCAGAAUCGGCGGUGGCGGAGUGGGUGCGCGAAAAGGCGCACUACCGCCUGGAGGCGUUCCCAGAAGGUUGCGCGGAGGGCAGGGAUUGCACGCACUACACGCAGGUGGUGUGGAAGAAGACGGAGCGCGUCGGGUGUGGAACGGCGAUGUGCAAUGAAGGAGGAGCCGUUUGGGCGUGCCGUUAUUUCCCGCCCGGCAAUAUCGAGGGUGACCGCCCAUACUAG
This is a messenger RNA of Closterium sp. Yama58-4, 2172 nucleotides long. Lineage: Eukaryota; Viridiplantae; Streptophyta; Zygnematophyceae; Desmidiales; Closteriaceae. The record is from the annotation of a GenBank genome assembly.